Messenger RNA from Penicillium longicatenatum, 903 nucleotides. RefSeq lists its product as uncharacterized. The record is from RefSeq and is a predicted model, not a curated record. The transcript is spliced from 6 exons. Bases 1 to 903 code for a protein of 300 amino acids. NCBI's taxonomy places the organism in Eukaryota, Fungi, Ascomycota, Eurotiomycetes, Eurotiales, Aspergillaceae.
AUGAAGACCUCUGUUUUUAUCUCUGCCAUGCUUGCGGGUCUCGCUAUGGCUUCCCCCGCUCAGCAGCCUCCUAGCUGCAAGGCCGACACCGACUGCAAGCCCAACCAGCAGUGUGACAAGACUGGCAACUGUGUUGCCAGCAAGGUCGCCCGUGACACUCCUUUGGCAAACUUGAAUGAGGCCUGUCACGUCGACGGCGACUGUACUCAGAACCUUCAGUGCGUCAAGGACAUAUGUGUUUCUUCCCAGAGCAAGCGUGAUGCUCCUCUCGUCCACCUCAAUGGUGACUGCAAGGUCACCAGUGACUGCGUUAAGGGCCUUGUGUGCGAGAAGGACAUAUGCGUUGCCACAAACGGCAAGCGCGACACUCUGUCCGAGAUCGGCCAGGACUGCAAGGUCUCUGGUGACUGCGUGAAGGGCCUUGUUUGUGGCCAGGAUGACACCUGCGUUGCCCCUAAGCAGCAGCGCGAUGUUUCCAACUCCCAGCUUGGCCAGGAAUGCCAGAAGAUGGGAGACUGCCAGAAGGGUCUGGUUUGUGAGCACAACACCUGCCUCGCCACCAAGGGCAAGCGUAACGUUGACGUUGCCCUGAACGGACAGUGCCAGAGCACUGGUGACUGUCGCAAGGGCCUGGUUUGUGAGAAGGACACUUGCAUUGCUCCCAAGAAUAAGCGUGAGAACUCCAAGUCUCAGGCCCAAGGUCCUUGCCAGGUCAAGGGUGACUGUGUCAAGGGUCUUGCCUGCCAGGACAAUGUCUGCGUUGCCCCCAAGAACGAGCAGAACGACAACCAGAAGCGCAACGCUGUUGACCAGUGCCAGACUGAUGCCGACUGCAAGCAGAACCAGACCUGCCAGCAGACCAAGGGCAACAAGGUUUGCGCUGCUCCCCAGCCUUCCAACUAA